CUCCAUACAACAUGUUGGCAAGACCUUUAACAGCUGGUCUACGUGCCGGCAUUCCAUCAAUCGCCUCAGCAACAUUGAAACAAUCCUCUACACGUACAUUUGCAACCAGUCGUUCUCUUUUAGCACAAACACUUUUGGUCUUGGAACACAAGAAAGGAACAAUCGCCGCUGGUUCUCUUGUCGCUGCUACAGCCGCAAGUAAGAUUGGAGGUGACGUUGAUGCUUUGAUCGUUGGGAAUUCCGAUCUAGAUCCCGCAGUUGAGGCUGCAACCAAGAUUUCAGGUCUGAAGAAAGUUCAUGUCGCAAAAGAUGCAAAGUAUGAUCACCUGUUCGCCGAACCUUUGGCACCUUUGAUCAAAAGCGUCGUUGAAAAGGGAAAUUACACUCACGUCUUUGCCGGCCAUUCAGCUAUCGGACGUGAUGUUAUGGCAAGAGCAAGUGCUUUGUUGGACGUGAGCCAAAUCAGUGAUAUCAUCGCAGUCGAAUCAGAAGAUACAUUCCAACGUCCAAUUUAUGCCGGAAAUGCAUUGUUGACAGUCAAAUCAAACGACAAAGUCAAAGUGAUUACCGUUCGUGGUACCGCAUUCGAAAAAGCAGCAACAGAUGGCGGAAAUGGUGAAAAGGCAGAAGUUGCAGCUGUGGACGGAUCGGCACCAACAUCAUUCAUUGAAGAAAAGAUCAAUCAAUCUUCUCGACCUGAUCUUGCAACCGCUCCUCGUGUCGUUUCCGGUGGUCGUGCUUUGAAAUCAGGUGAAAACUUUGUUACAUACAUUGAACCUUUGGCAGACGCCCUAAAGGCUGCCGUUGGUGCUUCUCGUGCCGCUGUUGAUGCAGGAUAUGCAGACAAUGCCUUGCAAGUUGGACAAACGGGUAAAAUUAUUGCACCUGAAUUGUACGUUGCCGUCGGUAUCUCAGGAGCAAUUCAACAUUUAGCGGGAAUGAAGGAUAGUAAGACAAUCGUUGCCAUUAACAAAGAUGCUGAUGCUCCAAUCUUCCAAAUUGCCGAUCUCGGUUUGGUGGCUGAUUUGUACGAUGCCGUGCCCGAAUUGACCGAAAAAGUUAAGUAAAACAAUCAUGUAAUUCAUUCCUAGCAAUACAUUAUAUAGUACAUAAUCAUAUCAUCUCUUCGUCCUUCUCUUCAGCCUGGGAUUCUUGCUGCACCAAAUCCCAGUAUGUCAAAUGUCCCUCAUCAUCCAAAGUUGCGCAUACUUCUUUGCGUUUAUUGAGCGAUAGCUUCUUUGCAUU
Meira miltonrushii is the source of this 1245-nucleotide messenger RNA. Its product is annotated as electron transfer flavo protein, alpha subunit. Gene Ontology annotation, cellular component: mitochondrion. Gene Ontology annotation, molecular function: flavin adenine dinucleotide binding; electron transfer activity. Lineage: Eukaryota; Fungi; Basidiomycota; Exobasidiomycetes; Exobasidiales; Brachybasidiaceae. The coding region runs from base 12 to 1067 and encodes 351 amino acids. The record is from RefSeq and is a predicted model, not a curated record. The transcript has a single exon.